AGUAGAGUGACUGGAAGUUUAAUAGUGCGUCGCGGAGAUGGAGCUCAUAAUCCAGCUGAAUGGAGAACGAGCAACAUGCACUCUGCGUCGCUGAUUUGUGUUUAACUUUCAGAGGGAUUGUCUAUAUAUCUGUCAGCGGGGAACGAGCCGGGACCCGCUACAGAUUCUUGGGGGCUCGUCCGGGAUACUUCGAGGCCAUUGAUUGGAUCGGAAGCCGAGUGAUGUCGAUGACAACGCAGAUCAGCAACUAGAGGGAGGGCCGUAUUAUCCAGCCGCCGACCAGUCCUAUCCUGCCGUGUGAGAGCUGCGACUGUGGACGAGUGGAGGUCUGGGAUCCAGAGACGACUGCACCAGCAUCGUUGUGUUGCCAGCCGUGAGGGAGACGAGAAGCCAUCAUGUCGAAAGGUGGGAGAAAGAGCCUGGUGUGGGACAUCAGGCGGAGCCUACUUACCUUGUCAGCUGAAGAGCUUCUUCGGGUCGCCAGAGCGGUGGAUCCAGCGUUGGACGAAGACCAGUCAGAGCUUGUGGAGGGAGACCAGGAGGGAUGCUACGACCAUAUCAACUCUUUUAUGUACAGUAAGCAGUUACUUGAAGCAGAGGAUGAAGGAAUGGUUCAGUUGCUGAUGUUAAAAGAUGCUAUUGAUGAUGUAGUACAGGGUCGUGAUGAUGAUAUGUCACUGCUAAAUGUAAAGGGUGAUUGUGAGUUACAUACUGUCCAGAGUGGUGGAAAGCCUGAUGAUGUUGUUGGGUUGUCUGAUGGUUCUGUAAUUAUCCAAACACCCUCUGAAAUCAUCACUGACACUCACAUUCAGAGUCACCACACACCUAUUUCAGUCAAUACUACAUCACCUAGUGAUUUUACCAGACUAGACUCAGGUUCAGUUAAGACUACAAUGCCAAACUUACCUGACACCGGAAAUGCUGAUUGGCUCAGAAUGCUCUCCAGCUAUGAAGAGCUGAGCAAGAAACUUAUACAGUGUAUGCCAGCACAUGCUACACCACCACAGACACAUAUGCCUCUGCCCUCUGUCCUGCCCAGUCAGCCAGACCGAAAUCCACCAGGUGAGUCUGCCUCUCAGUCAGCUCGUGAGGGGAUGGUGUCUCUAAGGGAACUCAGCUACCUUCCAAGGAGAGAGUUCAAGGUGCAAGGUGGUCAGGUCGGCGAUCAAUCCUCUGACAUCAGCUACAAUAAUGUCUGCAAGCAGAUUGAUGAUGGAAUCAGGGAAGGAUUUUCGGACUCAGAGAUUGUUCGUGGUGUGCUCAAAAUCAUAAAACCAGGCAUAUUCAAAGAAAUGUUGAUAAACAAAGAUGACAUAACGGUGACCGAACUCAAGGGGUUUCUCCAAACUCACCUAAGAGAAAAAAAUAGCACAGAGCUAUUCCAAGAGUUAAUGUGCACGAAACAGGAUGAGAAUGAGACGCCGCAGCAAUUUUUAUAUCGUGUGAUAGGUUUAAAACAACGUAUCCUAUUCACAUCAAAACUGGCCGACACUGACAUUAAAUACUCUGCAGCAACCGUACAGGAUGUUUUCCUGCAUACAGUGUACCAAGGCUUUGGACACAAACAUACUGACAUACGCAGAGAACUCAAACCUCUGUUGUCAAGCAGUGGAGUCACAGAUGAGAUGAUCCUUCGUCAGGUGAUGAAAAUCACCAGUGAGGAAAAUGAGAGGAUGAAGAGACUGGGCUCCGCCCGCCGACAGACUGUAACAAAUACACAUAGUGCCCAGCUUGAGCCUGAGGUGGUAGCGAGACCUAGCACCAAGUCAGGGAGUGUAGAGUCCAAGUCAAACCAAGCGAAACAAGAUCCACUCAGAGACCUCACAACUAAAGUGGAGGAACUUACCAAACUGGUUGUGACUAUGCAACAACAAAAUCAACGACAGCAAACUCACAAUGAGUACCAGUACAGUCAAAAUAGGACACAAUCUAAACGUAGGAAACCCUAUGGUUGUCCACGCUGUGUGGAACUAGACAGACGAGACUGUGUACACUGUUUCACAUGUGGGGAGGAAGGACACCGUGCAGCAGGCUGUCAAAGACGACCAAAGAGACAGGGAAACGCCAACCGGGCACUGGAGAGGGACAUCUAGUGGCCGAGCCUGGAAAUAAGUCCCAACCGGGAACUGAGAAAAAAAAUGACAAAACGCACACCUCAACACCCUUAACACCAGUAAUGACAAGCACACAUAGUCACUGCACUCAAAUAGCUCAGACCUCUACUCAGUUACCACGUGUAGCUAAAGCUAGAGCUGUUGCUAGUUUGAUUGGGAAAAAGGCCCUAGUUCAGAGCUAUCUAAAUGGCUUAGCAGCCACCUCAUUGCUCGACUCUGGGUCACAAGUCAGUAUAGUCAGCCGGGCCUGGAAAAAUGAAUACCUACCUGACCUCAGUAUUCGUCCAGUUUCUGAGAUCUUAGGGGAGGAGGAACUGAAGGUCAAUGCAGCAAAUGGUGGUGUCAUUCCAUAUGAUGGGUGGGUAGCUAUUACAGUGAACUUGCCAGGGAAUUUGGACCCAAAUCUGUCUAUUAGUGUCCCAUUCCUCAUCAGCAGCUAUCCCAUGGAUAAACCAUUGAUUGGCUUUAAUGUUUUGGAAGUGUUAAUUUGCGACCAACCAGAGAGGCUAAUGCCAGUACUUGUUAGCCUUCUUAGCAAUGCCAUAUCUGUCCCUAACGAAACGGCUGAAGCUCUCGUCAACCUUAUUCAGACAACAAAGUCAGUCAUGCAGCAGGGACGCUUAAGGACAGGAGUCAAGGACAUUGUGCUCCCAGCUGGUCAAGUGUCGUGGUUAAAGUGUCGGGUUCCAUCUACCAUGGAUGCCUCUACCCGACUCGUGUUGUUUGAAACCGAUGACAGUCUGUCAUCUGAACAGUGGGAUGUAGGCCCAGGUUUGUUAGAAAUCCAGAACCCAACAAUGCCAUAUGUCACCAUUCCAAUCAGUAACAACACCAAUCAUGACAUCACGUUACCACGCAGAACAGCCCUUGGUAUCCUGCAGCAUGUUGGAAAUGUGGUGGAGGCAGAUAUCCUGGACAAAUCACAGCCAGCAGCAAUUGUCAGUGAGGUCACCACCACUCAGAUCAGCAGCACAGAUUCACCUCUGUGGCACCCACCUGUAACCCUUGACCACCUGGAGGAAGAACAGCAGGAGGAUGUUAGAAAGAUGCUGUAUGAGGAGUCAAAUGCUUUUGCGAGGGAUGGAAAUGACAUUGGCUGUAUUCCAAAUCUGCAAAUGGUGAUCAACCUCAAAGAUGAGG
This is a messenger RNA of Solea solea (common sole), 3254 nucleotides long. RefSeq lists its product as uncharacterized. NCBI's taxonomy places the organism in Eukaryota, Metazoa, Chordata, Actinopteri, Pleuronectiformes, Soleidae. The record is from RefSeq and is a predicted model, not a curated record. Gene Ontology annotation, molecular function: nucleic acid binding; zinc ion binding. The transcript is spliced from 2 exons. Bases 396 to 2093 code for a protein of 565 amino acids.